Molecule: messenger RNA, 1602 nt
Organism: Harmonia axyridis
Lineage: Eukaryota; Metazoa; Arthropoda; Insecta; Coleoptera; Coccinellidae
Gene: Wdfy2
Product: WD repeat and FYVE domain-containing protein 2
Exons: 6
Coding region: 125-1345 (406 amino acids)
Molecular function (GO): metal ion binding; protein binding
Source: RefSeq, a predicted model, not a curated record
UUAUAGAAUAUUCAUAUCUUGUUAUCUUGCCAAACUGACAUUAAGACCAAAAUCGAAAUUUAUUCGUUUUAUCCAACUCAUUCAAAAGAAAAUUGUUGUUAAUUAUGUGGAUAUUUUAAUAACAAUGGCAGCCGAAAUUAAACCAGCAACACAAUCAAACGAUAGAUUUUGUACCACAAAAAAACCCGCCCUCUUAGCGAAAUUAGAAGGGUGUACCGAUGAAAUUAAUGCCGCUGUUUUAAUUCCAGGAGAAGAAGGAGUUAUCAGCGUAUCUGAUGAUAAAACUGUUCGAGUUUGGCUGAAAAGGGACUCUGGACAAUAUUGGCCAAGUAUUUGUCAAUAUAUGCCCAGUGGGGCAACUUCUGUUUAUUAUACUAUAGAAACAAGACAACUCUUCAUUGGCCAAGAAAAUGGUACUGUUUCUGAGUACUCCCUUGCCUCAGAUUUCAAUCGGAUGAUGCUUACGAAAGAAUAUCUAGUCCAUCAAGCUAGAGUAACUGAAAUAAUUUUCUCAUUAGAAUGUGAAUGGGUUCUCAGUGUUGGUAGGGACAAAGUAUUCUCUUUUGAAUGUACCCAAACUGGAAGAAACUUGGGAACAUUUACUUCAGAAGCAUGGUGUACAUCACUUCAAUUUGAUACACAAAGCAAACAUGCAUUUGUUGGGGAUUAUUCUGGCACCAUAACUAUGUUGAAAUUAGAAAAUGAUGGUUUAUCUGUAAUAACAACAUUUAAAGGACAUUCUGGCUCUGUACGUUCUCUUGCAUGGGAUUUGGAAAGAAGUAUGCUGUUUAGUGGUUCUUUUGAUAAAACUGUUAUUGUAUGGGAUAUUGGCGGGCAACAAGGACAUGCAUAUGAGCUCCAGGGACAUCAUAAUAAGGUUUCUGCAUUAUAUUAUUUGAAUACUACUAAACAACUAGUGAGUGCAGGUGAAGAUGGAGUCAUUGUUUUCUGGGAAAUGGGUCAGGAAAGAAAAGAAACUCCUGAAUGGGUUGAGUCGGACUUGUGCCAACUCUGUGGUCGUCCAUUCUUCUGGAAUCUCAGGGCUAUGAUGGACCAAAGACAAUUAGGUCUAAGACAGCACCAUUGCAGGCAUUGUGGUAAAGCUGUUUGCGAAAAAUGUUCUGCCGGAAGACUUACUAUUCCAGCGAUGGGUUUCGAAUUCCCUAUUAGAGUUUGUGAUCCUUGUCACAAUAAUCUGAAAGAUAAAGAGCGACCAUCUAUGGCUACAUUCCAUGACGCCAAACAUGCUAUCGUUUCAAUGACCAUAGACCAAACCACAAAAAAAUUACUUUCUGUUGGUCAAGAUCGUAUUAUCAAAGUUUGGGAUAUAUCCCCAUUGUUUUGAAUCAAUUGAUUCCUUAACACUUGAAAUGUGAUUUAUAAUCUUUCAUGUGCUUUGAUUUAUAUUUGUAAAGAAAUAAUGUUAUAUUUAUGUUAUAAGCCUUAUAGUUUUUUGAAUAUGAUGCCUCAUCAUAAAUUGUACUAACUUCAUUCUGGAAAACGAAUUAAUAUAGAAAUGAUGAGUUAUCUGUUAGAAUUAUUGAAACUGUUUUUUUAUAUGUAGUGUCUAUCAAGAGAGUUAUUAAAGCAAAAUCAACUCUA